AGCUUUGUUACCAAGCCUGGAUCUCUCUGAAGGGCAUACUUGGACCGCUUUUAUUUCUCUGUAACAAUGGCUGCUACAAGUGACAUUCAGGUUAAAGAGCUGGACAAGCGUGCUUCAGGACAAGCAUUUGAGGUCAUCCUUGGGAGUCCUGCUUCAGAUGUCAAGAAUGAGUUCCUUCUCUCCCCUCCAAAGAAGAAGGACCUUUCCUUGGUGGAGAUCCAGAAAAAACUUGAAGCAGCAGAAGAGAGACGCAAGUCUCAUGAAGCAGAGGUUCUGAAGCACCUAGCAGAAAAGCGUGAGCAUGAAAAGGAGGUGCUUCAGAAAGCUCUAGAAGAAAACAACAACUUCAGCAAGAUGGCAGAAGAGAAACUGAACCAGAAAAUGGAGGCCAACAAAGAAAACCGUACAGCAAUUAUGGCAGCUAUGAAUGAGAAGUUCAAAGAAAAGGACAAGAAGAUAGAAGAGGUUCGAAAGAACAAAGAAACCAAAGAGCACAAUGGUGAAGAAAUCUGAAGCUUUUGUUUUGUGUACACCUUUUUCCAAAGAUAUAUUUUUGUCUUUCUCCGUUAAAAAGGUUUCAUCAUGGGCCUUUUUUUUUUUUUGUCAAAAAAAACAAAAAACCAAUGCAGCUUUUGUUUUGUGUAUAUAGCAUUAGUUUUACAACUUUGAUUUAUUAUUUUUUUUCUACAUCUGUGCUAUUUGGACUAGCAUUCUCUUUUUCAGAUACAUUCAUAACUUCUGGACUUGGUGGGGACUUGUGUGCUUAACAUGCCUGUUACUGUCUGCAUUUCUUGAGCUUUUUGCUUUAAGGUUAAGAGCUUGGUUAUGUACUUUGAAAGCACUUGACUGUUCUUUGUACAAGACUGAGAAAAGAAAAGAUUACCUUGUCGACUUUACUGUACAAAAAUAAAAAAUAAUGUAAAAUGA
Molecule: messenger RNA, 927 nt
Organism: Danio rerio (zebrafish)
Lineage: Eukaryota; Metazoa; Chordata; Actinopteri; Cypriniformes; Danionidae
Gene: stmn1a
Product: stathmin 1a
Biological process (GO): regulation of microtubule polymerization or depolymerization
Cellular component (GO): cytoskeleton
Source: RefSeq, marked provisional